This is a messenger RNA of Colletotrichum chrysophilum, 2466 nucleotides long. RefSeq lists its product as uncharacterized. Gene Ontology annotation, cellular component: cytoplasm; Ino80 complex; mitotic spindle. The transcript has 8 exons. The record is from RefSeq and is a predicted model, not a curated record. NCBI's taxonomy places the organism in Eukaryota, Fungi, Ascomycota, Sordariomycetes, Glomerellales, Glomerellaceae. Bases 1 to 2466 code for a protein of 821 amino acids. Gene Ontology annotation, biological process: regulation of DNA-templated transcription; attachment of spindle microtubules to kinetochore.
AUGGAGAGCCCACACGAGCACCAGCAGAACCUUCUGCUUUCCCGCAUCAUCACCAAUGUGGAGAAACUCAACGAGGCCGUUAUGGUCAUGAACAAGUCCUUGCAGGAAAUCAACAUCCAAAACAUGAACGUCGAGCUUGUCGCUCAAAUGUUCAAGAACUACCAGUCCAACGUCCUCUUCCAUCUUGAGGACCCUUCAACGAGCAUCGCGAUGGCGCCCUCAGCAACCGAGGAGCUCCCUCCUCUUAAGGGACCGCCCGAGAGGACGUAUCCGCCCGCCAAGAUAUUCCCGGUGAAGGAGGCAAAGUUUGAGAAGCCGAUUGCCGUACAGCAUGAUGGAAGAGAAAAGGCAGCGGCGCACCCGGGUGCAGCCAUCGUCAUCGACAACGGUUCAUCGGCAGUGCGCGCUGGCUGGUCCUUCGAAGAGAAGCCCAGGCUGAACAUCCCCCCGAUUAUGUCCAAAUACCGCGACCGGAAGGCUGGCAAGACGUACUCCUUCGCCGGCAGCGAUUGCUACGCCGACACGACGGCGAGGAGCCACAUCCGAUACGCUUUCGAGCAGGGGACGGGCAUCGUCAGCAACUGGGACGUCAUGGAGCACCUGCUCGACUACAUCUUCCUCAAGCUCGGGCUCAACGGCGACGAUGCGUCCAUAGACGUGCCCAUCGUCAUGACGGAAGCGGUCGCCAACCUGCCGUACUCACGGAAAUCCAUGACGGAAAUCGUCUUUGAAUGCUACGGCGCUCCAUCUGUGGCGUACGGUAUCGACUCCCUCUUCUCCUACAGACACAACAAAGGCAACACGGGCAUCGUGGUCUCGUCGUCCUACACCUCCACGCACGUAAUACCCGUCUACAACCACAAGGCCAUGUUGAGCCAGGCCACAAGGCUCAACUGGGGCGGCUGGCACGCGGCCGAGUACCUGCUCAAGCUCAUCCGGCUCAAGUACCCGGCCUUCACGGGCAAGCUCAACGUGUCGCAGGCCGAGCACAUGCUGCGCGACCACGCCUACGUCUCGGAAGACUUCGACAACGAGCUGCGGGGCUACCUGGACUGGACGGGCCUCGAGGACCGGGAUAUUGUGAUCCAGUACCCGUUCACGGAGGAGGUCGUCGUGCAAAAGACCGAGGAGGAGCUGGCCCGCAUCGCCGAGCGCAAGAAGGAGAGCGGCAGGCGGUUGCAGCAGCAGGCGGCUAAGAUGCGGCUGGAGAAGCUCAUGCGCAAGGAGAACGAGCUGGAGCACUACAAGAAGCUGCAGGUCAAGCUGGAGCAGCAGACCAACAAGAAGGAGGUGCGCCGGCUCCUGGACAGCAACGACCUCAAGGACGAGGCCGCGUUGGAGAAGGCCAUUGCCGUGCUGGACAAGGCCGUCAAGAAGGCGCGCACAAAGGACGUGGGCGGCGACGCCGAGGAGGACCAGCAGGAGCCCGUGUUCGACCUCCUCGAUGUGCCGGACGAGGAGCUCGACGACGCCGGCCUCAAGGCCAAGCGGCAGCAGAAGCUCAUGAAGUCGAACCACGACGCCCGCGCGCGCGCAAAGGCCGAGAAGGAGGCCGAGAAGGCGCGCAUCGAGGAGGAGAAGCGGCUGGACCAGGAGCGCCGCGAGAACGACCUCGAGGGCUGGCUCGAGGAGAAGCGGCAGCGGCGCGACAUCACGCUGCAGAAGAUGAAGGAGCGCGAGCGUCUCAAGCAGGACCUCGGCAACCGCAAGUCGCUCGCCUCGCAGAUCCGCAUGAAGAGCAUCGCCAACCUGGCCUCGGACAACCCGACCAAGAAGCGGCGCCGCGGCGGCGACGACGACAACUUUGGCGCCAACGACGACGACUGGGGCGUGUACCGCCAGAUCGUCGUCGGCGACAACAGCGACGACGAGCAGGAGGAGGAAGACCUGAACGCGAACCUCAAGAUCUACGAGGAGGAGCUGCUCCGCUACGACCCGGACUUCACGUACGAGGACACCCACGAGGCGCAGACGGACUGGUCCAAGUCGAUGCUGCACGCCUUCGCCCGCGGGCCGCGCCCGUUCGACGCGGGCUCCCAGGCCGAGCUGAACCAGAUCCACCUCAACGUCGAGCGCAUCCGCGUGCCCGAGGUCGUCUUCCAGCCGUCCAUCGCGGGCGUCGACCAGUCCGGCCUCGUGGAGAUCAUCGGCGACAUCCUCAACCAGCGCCUCGGCGCCGUGCCGAACCGCGACGACUUUCUGAAGGACGUCUUCCUCACGGGCGGCAACACCAUGUUCCAGGGCUUCGACGAGCGGCUCCGGUCCGGCCUGACGCCGCUGCUCCCCGCCGACUCGCCGCUGCACAUCCGCCGUGCCCAGAACGCUCUGCUGGACGCGUGGAAGGGCGCCGCUAGCUGGGCGGGCUCGGCCGCCUGGAAAGCCGCCACCAUCACGCGCGAGGAGUACCAGGAGAAGGGGUCAGAGUAUAUCAAGGAACACGACCUUGGCAACACUUCAUAUGUAUGA